AUGGGUAAUACUAACCAAGGCACCUCCAAAGCGGACGACUCGGAAUCAAGAGAAGGAGUAACAAAUACUAACGGAGCCGACAAUCGAACGGGCGAAAGAACAGAUUCACAAUCACGUCAAAAUCCUCUUCCACAGCCGGUGACGUACUAUGAACCUGAUGAGCGAACUAGAUUAUUGCCCGCCAGUACUCAUCAUGGUAUUUCGGGACAACCACCACUUGAUAUUGAUGACCCGGCUGUCACGCCUUUGAAUCUUUGGGGUAUUCGAUUCUUGAGAUAUAUCACUAUCGCUUUCUUGCUUGUUGCUUCUGGUUGGUGGUUGGUAUUGCUUGUUACGACUUUUGUCAGCCCACAAGGAUUCCACUCCCGUGGUGGCGGUUGGUUUGCCUUCGGAUACACUUCUUUGGCCAUUGGAAUUCUCAUGCUACUGCUAUUUUCAUUCACCGUCCCAUCCAGAGCUGAAGAAGUUAUCCAGUCGGUUAUUGCAGUCUUGCUACUCGUGAAUCUUAUUAUUACUCUAUCGGUCCCCGGGCUUCGAGAAGAAGAAGGAUGGAUUGGUAUCGCUUCCGCUAUUUUCGUGUUAUUUGUUACUCUCUGGGCGGUCUGUGUAGACCGUAGUGUCGAAUGGGGCAAGAAAGAAGAAGAGGAACGUCUAACCGGACGAGCUGAAACCCGUCGUUCCCUCAAGGAAUGGUGUUCUGUCUUCUCCGCCCUAGUAAUCAUGGUCAUAUUCCUGGUUAUAUCGAUUCUACUCACUGGCACUCUUUCUCUCAGAGCAUACGACCAAUCUCUCGAGGUCCCUGGAAAAAGAGUUUGGGUCGAAGACCGUUACUAUAGAGUUCACAUAUUCUGUACUCCAGAACAUUCUGACAAAGGAAGAGAAAAGGUCACGGUAUUCUUGGAGAGUGGGGAACGAGCUGUUGCGAAUGGGUUGUUGGAUUGGGCACAAGAAAAUUAUGUGAAUGGGACUAUUGGGAGGUUUUGCUACUGGGACAGGCCUGGAUACGCGUUCAGCGAUGUAGCUCCUAGUCCAUUGAGUGCUGGGAUGGCUGCGGAUGCGUUGAGUGAAGCUUUGGCUAAAGUUGGUGAGAAGGGGCCGUUUAUAUUAGUCGCACACGGAAUUGGAUCAAUAUACACUCGAAUCUUCGCUUCACGUCAAGGGAAAUCGAUCAAAGGCUUGAUGCUAAUCGACCCUCUCCAUGAAUCAUACCUCCCAGAUGUUGGCUCUACAGGCCGUGGUUUCUUCAUGUGGUUCCGCGGUGUCAUCUCUCCUCUUGGAUUGGAAAUUCUCUUCGAUGCAAUCUUUAAAGCCCGCUCUAGAGAAGACCGUAUAUUCGGGAAGUCCUCAUAUCUUAAUGCGAAAACCAUCAAAGCGAAAUUGCAGGAGAGCCUCGCGGCUAAGACAUUUACGAAACCAGAAGUUUCGACAAGCAAGGUCAUUUUGAAUAGGAAAAUUCCUUUGGUAGUUGUUAGCAGCGGAGAAGGUGUGAAAAAGGAUAGUCGAUGGGAUCAGGCGCAAAAGGAAUCCACGGAGUUGACAGAUAAUUUGUUACAUUGGGAUAUUGUGAACAAGGCAGGGCAUAAAGUCUGGGAGACGGCAGAUGGAUGGAAUAUGAUGAGUAAAAGGAUUGGGAAGCUGGUUGAUAUCGCGACGGAGGGAAAUAAGUUCCCGAAUUAA
Molecule: messenger RNA, 1677 nt
Organism: Orbilia oligospora ATCC 24927
Lineage: Eukaryota; Fungi; Ascomycota; Orbiliomycetes; Orbiliales; Orbiliaceae
Exons: 6
Coding region: 1-1677 (558 amino acids)
Source: RefSeq, a predicted model, not a curated record